Molecule: messenger RNA, 916 nt
Organism: Oncorhynchus kisutch (coho salmon)
Lineage: Eukaryota; Metazoa; Chordata; Actinopteri; Salmoniformes; Salmonidae
Product: mitochondrial ribonuclease P catalytic subunit-like
Exons: 2
Coding region: 47-313 (88 amino acids)
Source: RefSeq, a predicted model, not a curated record
GUUCUGUUUGGUGCCUAAUUAAAAGGACCGUGGUGUGACAUAAGUGAUGAUGGCUAAAUGUCUUUGUGUUUACAUGCAGCUCCUGGUGGUGGUGUCAGAGCUGGAGCGACAGGGCCUGGUCAUUCUGGUCCUGUGGAGGAAGCACAUGCAACGGCCCUCACGCCGCUGGGACAGACAUGACAUGAGCCUGGUCCAGCAGAAGGCCCACUGCUUCUUCACUGACAUUUCUGAGGAUGACCCUUUCCUGCUGUAUGCCACACUGCACUCUGGGAACCACUGUAACUUUGAGCUGGGACCUGAUGCGGGACCAUAAGGCCUGCCUGCCCGAUGGUGCUGCUCGACGCCUCUUCUUCAAGUGGCAGAGAGGGCACUAGCUGGUGCUGAGCAGUUACACUCUGGGAAAGAGUGUAUGAUUCCAGGUGGAAGUAAAAGGGAGAUGGAGCUUGCUUAUUUAUUACAAAUCAAUGCAUAAAUGCAUGUUGUCUAUAUGGGGACCUAAAAUGAACGUUGUGCGCCGCCCUAUCGCACAGGGAUACAGCCAGGAUUUGAACCAGGGUGUCUGUAGUUAUGUCUCUAGCACUGAGAUGCAGUUCCUUAGACUGCUGUGCCACUCGGAGCCCCAAAGAAGUAAAUGCAUGGCAUGUGUGUGUUUGAGGUUAUUAUUAUUCUUGUGGUGUUCUGUUACUUUUUUUUCCAGAGGAUAUCAAGUUAUGACACCAUUGUCCAGACAAAUGGAGGCUCCUGUCACAUCCACUAUGAUGAGAAUGGGGCAGAGAGAUAUACUUAUUUAGUUCCCCAGAAGUGUCUUUGUCUCACCAGGGCAAAAUAAGGCACCUGCUUCUGUUUGAUCUUCACAAACUGUAAAAUACAGUGUUCCUUAAUGAAACGUGAAAAAAAUAAUAAAAGAGAGACUCAA